Lactuca sativa (garden lettuce) is the source of this 788-nucleotide messenger RNA. It is a transcript of the gene RR16, whose product is annotated as response regulator 16. Gene Ontology annotation, biological process: cytokinin-activated signaling pathway; phosphorelay signal transduction system. The record is from RefSeq and is a predicted model, not a curated record. NCBI's taxonomy places the organism in Eukaryota, Viridiplantae, Streptophyta, Magnoliopsida, Asterales, Asteraceae.
UAUGGAUGAAUAUAUUUAUUCUCAUUUGAUAUUUUAGAGAGAGAAAGCUAUAAAUUCUAGAGAGAGAGAGAGAGAAAGAAUAAUAAGAAUAGGAUUUUUGUGGGGGACUGCAUCGAAUCGAGAGCAACCAAAAGAAGAUCACGAAAUAUCUAAAUCAAGUACUUUAAUGGCGUGUAAUUAUGAAGAAGACGUGCCUCAUGUUCUAGCUGUUGAUGAUAAUCUGAUCGAUCGUAAACUCGUUGAAAAAUUGCUCAAAAGUUCUUCCUGCAGAGUUACUACGGCAGAAAAUGGGAUGAGAGCAUUGGAAUAUUUAGGUUUAAAAGAGCAUCAUCAACAAAACAAUGGUUCAAAAGUAAAUAUGAUAAUUACAGAUUAUUGCAUGCCGGGAAUGACGGGGUAUGAGCUUCUUCAGAAAAUCAAGGAAUCAUCAGUAUUGAAGGAAGUUCCUGUAAUCAUCAUGUCAUCCGAGAAUAUUCCGACACGAAUCAAUGAAUGCUUGGAAAUGGGGGCACAUAUGUUCAUGUUGAAGCCUUUGAAGUUAUCCGACGUGAAGAAGUUAAGACAUCAAUUAACAAAUGUGGAAGUUGAAAAACGUUGAUAAGAGCCACUUACGUUGAUUAAUGCUAGCGAUUUUUGGUUUUUGUCUGUUUGGGUUUUCUGUCUUCUUCUAAAUGCAUCAUGAAGAAUAGUAGGGUUAGUUAAUUUGGGAUAUUUAGUAUGAUUACAAUUGUUGAACUCGGUUGUUGUAUUUUGUAGCAUGUUAAUUAAAUUUGUUUGUUUCGACACAA